Messenger RNA from Necator americanus (New World hookworm), 546 nucleotides. RefSeq lists its product as uncharacterized. The coding region runs from base 1 to 546 and encodes 181 amino acids. Gene Ontology annotation, molecular function: serine-type endopeptidase activity. Gene Ontology annotation, cellular component: mitochondrial inner membrane peptidase complex; membrane. The record is from RefSeq and is a predicted model, not a curated record. NCBI's taxonomy places the organism in Eukaryota, Metazoa, Nematoda, Chromadorea, Rhabditida, Ancylostomatidae. The transcript is spliced from 4 exons.
AUGUCUUUCAAUCGAAUUUUUAAGAAGAGAUCGGUCUUUCGGUACUUCACUGGUGCAGGAGUAUUUUAUUGUGUUGCACACACCAUAGUUCGUCAUAUUGGGGAACUAGUGAUCUGUUCUGGACCAUCGAUGUUUCCAACCAUUUACGAUGGGGAUCUUGUUCUUGCUGAAAGACUAAGUGUGACCUCUGGGAAUAUACAUCGUGGUGAUAUUGUUGGCUGCCUGAGUCCACAUGAACCAGAUCAGUUACUCUGCAAAAGAGUGGUUGCCAAGGAGUCUGAUCCUGUAAGUAGUGACCUAUUGCCUAAUCACCGAGUUCCACGAGGGCACGUUUUUCUGCAAGGGGAUAACUAUUCAGCUUCGACAGAUUCUCGACAUUUUGGACCAGUUCCGGCUGGACUAGUUCAGAUCAGACUCAGCCUACGAAUAUGGCCUAUCUCCAGAUUUGGAUGGCUGUCAAACCAUUGGUUUUGGGAGUCGGAAGAGGACAUGAAACGUAAUUCAAAUGAUCAUACUCAGUCCUCGAGAUUUUAUCCACGCAGCUGA